GUUAACGCCCCUAAAUUAUCCAAAAAUUGGAGCCCAUCACUUGCUACUUAAACGCCGAGUAACGAUGUUAUAAUGAAUCGAUUUUAAGCGAGACAACGCAGAAGAGAAAAAGAAGCAAUGAAGACCCUUUGCUUUUCACCACUUCUGGCGCUUUUGUUGGGUUGCCAUUUGUACUUUUGUGGAUCAGCAUUUGCAUCAUAUAGUAAUUCCGGAUCACUUCAGGCUAUGUGUAGGAUGCAUCCCAACACUCGAACAGCAUCGGGCAUGCCUUGUGUAUAUGGCCAGAUUAUUUUUAAACAGUCUGGAUCAAAGGAGAAACUGAAUGUGACUUUCAGACUCCAUGGCCUCCCUGUCGACAGUAAACAGCCUAGAGCAAUGCACAUUCAUGAGUAUGGAGAUUUGAGCAAGGGCUGCAAUUCUACAGGUGGACAUUACAAUCCCCUCAGAAUAAACCAUCCAGGGGAUUUUGGAAACUUUGUUCUGAAAAAUGGAAAGAUUUGUCAGUCACGGCAUUUUAAUGCAACACUCUUUGGAAAGCUCCCAAUAAUUGGCCGGUCUGUUGUUAUACAUGAGGGAAAUGAUGAUUUGGGGAGAGGUGGAAAUGCCGAAAGCCUGUUAAAUGGCAAUGCUGGACGGCGACUGACAUGCUGUGUUAUCGGACUGGGCAACCCUAGAAAUUAAAUACUCCCUACAUAAAAAAGCUUUUUCACGUUUUCCACAUGUCUCAUUAUACACCCUGCUGAAAAGUCUAAUGGUUUCCAUUACAAAUGUCAUUUUAAACCGUCUGCUGUUUACCAUUAACCUUUGUUGUGUGUUUGGGAUUAUUCCAGAAGUAUUUAAAACUGUCAACAAAUGAUCCACAAGUUUCUGAAAGGUUGGUUCCUAUCUGCCAGAUAACAAAAUUACCAUGGCAGCUUCCAUUAUAACCAUUACAGUUUCCAUUAAAACCAUUAGAAUUCCUAUGAUGGUUUAUAUUUUUAUUUGGAAUUAAAAUGUUUUUUAUUUAUUUAUUAUUGCUAUAGCACUGCAGUGUUGCAUUUUUCAAAACGUCUGUUCUUUAUUUGGCACUAAACAAAUAUUAAAAUGUCCUGAAUAAACCAGUAUUUUUCAGUUGUCAGUAUUACUUAAUUUUAUUGUUACAACUAUUAGUGCUUUCAUGUACACACGAUAGCCUUUAGAAAUAAAUAUUUU
Molecule: messenger RNA, 1191 nt
Organism: Triplophysa rosa
Lineage: Eukaryota; Metazoa; Chordata; Actinopteri; Cypriniformes; Nemacheilidae
Gene: sod3b
Product: superoxide dismutase 3, extracellular b
Exons: 2
Coding region: 118-681 (187 amino acids)
Biological process (GO): removal of superoxide radicals
Molecular function (GO): copper ion binding; superoxide dismutase activity
Source: RefSeq, a predicted model, not a curated record